Messenger RNA from Psylliodes chrysocephalus, 932 nucleotides. The record is from the annotation of a GenBank genome assembly. Lineage: Eukaryota; Metazoa; Arthropoda; Insecta; Coleoptera; Chrysomelidae.
UUUAGCACUCUAUGUAAUAUACAAGAAACACCCUGUACAAAUCCAGAACAUUCCAAAAGCAAUAAAUUCCGUUUGUCAAAAAGAGAAAUUGACAAAACGUUGGGUUGCCUCGGCAACACAUUCAACCUGACAUUUUCAUUAAACCAUUAAAUGAAUGUAUUUCAUUUUAUUCUGAGAUGGUGACUGGAAAAGAGGCAAGGGCUAAGAGACAAUCUAGUAAAAAAAACAACCAAGAUUGUAAAAUAUGGGUACCGCCCUUCAGUAUACAAGCUCUCCAAAAACACACCUGUGUCAUCCCUCCUCCAAAAUGUAAUGUUUACAAGGAAAUACCUGCGAAUAAUACUCGGUUUAGGGACAAUUAUAAUAGAGGAAUGCUACCUGUUGGGAUCGAUCCCAGAGCAUCCAAAGUCUCUUGGAAGGCUGAUAUUACCAAGUUAGACUACCAUUAUUACCUACCAAUGUUUUUCGAAGGAUUAAUAGAAACGGAACAUCCUUACACAUUUUUCGCUCAACAGGGCAUUCAUGAUUUACUUACCCAUGGAGGGCCAAAAAUUUUUCCUUGCAUACCUCAAUUAGUUAUACCUGUCAAAGAUGCUUUAAGAACAAAAAAUAAAUAUGUCAUGAUCGCCACCCUUCAAGUUUUACAACAUCUCGUAAAAUCAGGAGAUAUGAUUGGGGAAGCAUUAGUACCAUAUUACCGCCAAAUUCUACCAAGUCUGAAUCUUUUUAAAGAAAAAAAUGUUAACUGUGGCGAUGAAAUAGACUACAGCCAAAUGAGAGGAGACAAUUUAGCAGAUGUCAUCAAUGAAACUUUAGAAGUACUUGAAAGAUAUGGUGGCGAGGAUGCAUUUAUAAAUAUCAAGUAUCUUAUUCCAACAUACGAAUCAUGUAUGAUGAACUAAUUUAACAUAAUAAAAAAGGUGAAUCUGUAA